This is a messenger RNA of Penicillium maclennaniae, 1158 nucleotides long. RefSeq names its product NAD(P)/FAD-dependent oxidoreductase. Gene Ontology annotation, molecular function: oxidoreductase activity. The transcript is spliced from 2 exons. Lineage: Eukaryota; Fungi; Ascomycota; Eurotiomycetes; Eurotiales; Aspergillaceae. The coding region runs from base 1 to 1158 and encodes 385 amino acids. The record is from RefSeq and is a predicted model, not a curated record.
AUGAGAAUUCCGAGUCUCUUGCCCAUUCUCUCCGCUGUGGCCUUGGUCUUGGCAGAGCCCAUCCCCAAGACCGACUACGAUGUCAUUGUGGUUGGUGGUGGUCCUGCGGGUCUCAGUGCCCUGAGUGGACUUUCGCGCGUCCGAAGAACAGCCCUGCUCUUUGACAACCACCACUACCGUAAUGAUGUGACCCGGGAGAUGCACGACGUGAUUGGCAAUGACGGAACCCCACCUGCUGAGUUCCGUGGGCUGGCUCGCGAGCAGAUCUCUCGCUACCCUACAGCUCAUUGGAGUAACAACACGGUGAUUUCGAUCACGCCCAUCGACUCGGGUGAUCUGUCUUCGUUCACUGUCGCCGACAACACCGGCAAAAAUUAUACCGCCCGCAAAAUCGUUCUAGGCACGGGUCUACGCGACGUACUCCCCAACACCCCGGGCCUGCAGGAAGCUUUCGGAAAGGGUAUCUUCUGGUGCCCGUGGUGCGACGGCUAUGAACACCGGAAUCAGCCUUUCGGCAUCCUCGGCAGCAUUGCUGAUGUUCUGGGUAGCGUCUUGGAAACCCACACUCUGUUCUCUGACAUUAUUGCCUUUGUCAACGGCACUCAAGAUGCCCAGGGCGAGGCUGCGGCCACCGCUCAGCACGAAGGCUGGGAGGAGCAGCUCAAUGCCUGGAACAUCAAAAUCGAGAACCGAACCAUCGAGCGCAUUGAGCGUCUUCAGAACGGUGACGCUCACCGUAAUCGGACCAGUGACACACAGUAUGACAAGUUCCUGAUCCAUUUCACUGAGGGGGAGCCUAUUGAGCGCAGUGCCUUCAUCACCAAUUUCGCGACCGCGCAGCAUUCCACCCUGCCCAAGCAAAUGGGCCUGAACGUGAUUGACAACAAAAUCGACGUCACCAGCGCCAUGCUCACGAGUCAGAGCGGUGUCUUUGCCAUUGGUGACGCGAACUCGGACGGUAGCACCAAUGUGCCUCAUGCCAUGUUCAGCGGAAAGCGCGCGGCCGUAUACAUCCACGUCGAGAUGUCUCGUGAGGAGUCGGCCUCCAAGGUGUCUAAACGUGAUGAACUGCUUGCUUGUCGCGAGCUUGAGAGGGAGGCCAUCCGUGCCAUCGGCGACAAUCUUGAGCCUCAAUGGACUCGGGCCAGAAAGCUGUAA